Molecule: messenger RNA, 2069 nt
Organism: Stegastes partitus (bicolor damselfish)
Lineage: Eukaryota; Metazoa; Chordata; Actinopteri; Pomacentridae
Gene: elp5
Product: elongator acetyltransferase complex subunit 5
Exons: 8
Coding region: 246-1136 (296 amino acids)
Biological process (GO): tRNA wobble uridine modification
Cellular component (GO): cytosol; elongator holoenzyme complex; nucleus
Molecular function (GO): tRNA binding
Source: RefSeq, a predicted model, not a curated record
UAAUCCAAGCAACCCAAACAUGCUACCUAGCGAAACUUGCUGCACUUGUGUCGGACAAAGAAAGCUUUAUUUAGUAAAAAACGCAACUUGCAACAACAGUAGGUACUUAUCAUUCUUAGCUUUUCGAGAUGUACUCCUUCUGACGUUGAGCUAGCCGGUUUCUCUUAUGGUAUCCAUGUUUUAGUCGGUGGUGUAUCAGAAGUAUGCUAAGGAGCUAAAGCUACCUUGCUCAGUGACAGUGUACCAUGUUGUCUGAACUGCUGCAAGGCACUGACAGUGGGGGUUUCCUCAUAAUACAAGAUUCUUCUAGUUGUACUGGUAGACACCUCCUGAAGAGCUUCAUCAAUGCUGCACUGAACAGGGAGGAAGCUAUUCAUGUCCUCGGCUUUGAGGUCAGUGAGGAAGAGCUUGGAGAAGGAUUGACAACAUCAGCCCAUCAGAGGCUACGCUUUCACAAUGCUUAUACAGACCCCCUUGGGUGGACGGAUAACUUGGCUUUCACAGUUCAUCAGUUCGGUUUGGAGGAACUUACACAUCUGGUCAAGCAAACAUCACACCCCAAACCAGUUACAUUAGUAAUUGACUCUCUAUCGUGGAUAUUGAGACAUGUCAGUCCCCCUGUUGUCUGCAAGACUCUACAGCAGCUGAAAAGAGGGGGAGCUGUGAGAGCUAUUAUUGGUCUGCUCCAUGCAGAUAUGCAUCAGACCGGUACUGUGGGAAGUAUUUGCCACUUGGCUACUUCAGUCAUCACUGUAGCACCUGGAAUGAAGGGAGACGAAGCAGUGGCAAAAAUAACAAAGCGCUCAAAAUCGGGGAAAGUCACGCAAGAUGAGGAAAUAUUCAGCAUCAAAGAGGAUCUUACAGUCAUCAUACAGAGCAAGCCUAGCCAUCUUGAACACAAACAGGCUGACCCUGAGGAACAGCAGACGGACCCAACAGCUAACUUGACCUUCAACCUUCGACUGUCUGAUACAGAACGCAAGGCCAAGGAGAAACUUGCACUUCCCUUCAUGUUCAGCAAAGAGAAAAAAACAGCUCUGCUCCACUCGGGCCAAGGUUCUGGACGCAUUCUGUACGAGCCUGAUGCCAACGACGACUUUGACCAGGAGGACCCAGAUGAUGAUCUUGAUGUAUAGGGCCAAGGCACACAACUUACUAAAGCCACAGAAGAUCCAUGUUUCAUGUCCUGCGUGCCACUGAAACACAGUCAUUUGUAGCAUUUGAGACUCAUUCCAUUUAUGUCAUCUUCAACGUUAAUUCAGAGAACUUUCAAAAUUUAAAGUAAUGUCCAAUAUAUCUAUAAGAAACCUGUACGAAAUGUAUAAAAUUGAUUCUUUCCGAAUCUUUAUACUAUCUUUUUUUUGCAGUUGCUUGCACAAACUUGAUUUGAGGGGUCACAAGGUAAUUAAAGUGAUCAGAGGGAAUAACAUUUCUAUUAACCAAACUGAAGUUUAUUGUUUCAGACUUCUUUCUAAAUGCUGAUCUUUCCUUAAAAUACUACAUCUAACAUACAUCCAUACUAUAAAUGAAAUAUAAAUGAAAACACAGCUGACAACUGUCUGUGUCACAGCCAGAAAACGUAACGAAGGACACAAAUAUAAACUGUCUAAUUGCCUUAAGUUAAUUUGGACUUUUUUAAUCGCACAUGUGAAAGUGCUUCCAUGACAUCCUGUGAUUAGGUUAUGAUUACACUUUUUACAUAUGCUGUUUUAUUGAAAAUGUGGAUUUCUAAAUGAGCGACUUUAGCAGUGAUUGCUCAAUUCAUGCCAUAGGUUUAGUUGCAACAAACGAUAACUGGCUUCCACUGACACCACCACACAUUAUAAGUACUAAAAUCAAUGUCUGUCAGAGGAGAUGAUUCAUUUCCUAGUUUGGAGUAAUGCGGAGUAGGUGUAAGAAAGUUUUUGGAAUUUGUUGGCAGCUGGCAAGACCACAUGUUUGCUAACGGCUGUAAAAGUUGCCCCUGCCAAUUAUACAUUAUACAUUGCAAAUGGAUUUUAGUUUUAUUUAUUCACCAGACAAACUACACACUUGUACAAUACAUAAAAAAAAUAAAGUUCCUAGUAAAC